AUGAAGGAUGAGUAUCACAAGUUUUACAAGAGGACGAAGGAGCUGCUGCCCACCGUCGCCAUGCAUGAGAAAAAUAUGAAGGAGAUGACUGUAGCGGCGUUCGUGGAUGGUGGGCACAUGUUGGCUGCCCUCCAGACAGUGGCGAAACUUCAGUUAGAGUGCCGGCCUGGCUCUUGGGAGGGCUUCGAGAUCGAGCUGACUGCGAAGCUCGAGGAGUACGUGCACGGAAUCACCGUCGACAAGAACUACGCGAAGAUGGACAACACCACCCAGACGCAGAAGCUGUCCGAGGCGAAGGUGCUGUUGCAGGAAGCCAAGAAGAACUUGACUUCCAAGAGCUCUGCUUGGCAAAUCGCCCUCAAUGAGGUCGGAGACGCUGAGGCGGGCAUCAACCUAUGGAACGCGAACCAGGGGCUCGCGUCGCUGGCACAGGCUUUGACUGCAGACUCCCUCAAGGACCCUGCCAAGCGCCAGAGCGUAAUCCCUGUCAUUGACUCCGUCCUGGCUGCUGGAGGCCGGAGCUCCGAGGCGCACGCAGAGAGUGCCAAGGCAAUCCAGGCGAGUGUCACGGCAUGCAUCGGGAACCACUGCGAGAGUCCUGAGUCCACGGAGCCGUAUGUUUGCAUCUUGAAGAAGAUCCUAGAGGCAAAGUGGUUGACUGACAAUGGCAACAAGGAGUUGACCAGCUUCGUCAAUUUACUCGAGUGCUGGGGCCCAAUAGUCGAGCACAAGAAGCAAUGGGAAACACUGGGUGAAGACGACGGCAAGCGCUUGGAGGAGGCGUCGGCGAAGAACAUCAUGGUCUCCUUGCUGUCCUCCUUGGAGAGGGUGAAGGAAUUCAUGCACGACCCCACGCAGGUCCCCUCUCUCACGAUCGACUACGACCACGCCAGGAACAUGCAAAAGAGUGCUUCCCUGGUCUCGGCAGAGAACAACAGCAGGGCCUUGAUGCAGUUGUGCGACCAAGCGGAGCCCAAGAGCACAGGAGGCACAUCGAAAGAUCAGCCGUGGCAUUCGACAUUGGAUGCAGACGCGUCGACGAAGGACGUCAUCGAGCUUGGCAAGACCACACUCCUCAAGAUCAAUGCGUCCGGGUUCAAGAGUAUGACGGAUAGGCUGAUCCACGCGAUGGACACCUACAACGUGUGGUCCACGGUGAUCAACUACACGACGGACGCCGCCCUCGUCGACAGGGCCCGCGAGGUCAAAGCCGACUGCUUGGCCACGAUGUUCUCGGCGAAGCUCAUCCACGACCAGAUCGAGCACGCGGAUGCGCCGACGAAGCUCCGCAGGGCCGCGAACAAGAUCAAGCAGAGCGUGAACUCAGCAGGAGUGCUCGACAGGAUGCCCCAGCAGCUGCGCGACAUGAUGAAGAACAUGUGCUCGCUCAAGGUUCGCGGGCCCGACGGCCCUGGAGCACAGGAGCCCCAGCAGGUGUGCGGCCUCAAGAGGCGCGGCUUCGUCAAG
Messenger RNA from Prorocentrum cordatum, 1467 nucleotides. Lineage: Eukaryota; Dinophyceae; Prorocentrales; Prorocentraceae. The record is from the annotation of a GenBank genome assembly.